This is a messenger RNA of Paramuricea clavata, 1893 nucleotides long. The record is from the annotation of a GenBank genome assembly. Lineage: Eukaryota; Metazoa; Cnidaria; Anthozoa; Malacalcyonacea; Plexauridae.
CCGUGGGAAAAAUUGCGACUUCACAUUCUUUCGCUGCUGGGGGUGAUCGUCUUUACUUGAGGCAUAAACAAAAAAUUUUUAACUUAUUUUGAGUUUUUCUUCACUUUUUCGUGUGGCAAAGAAGUGAAUCACAAUGAUAAAGAUAAUCGUGACAUUUGUCACAUGUUUUGUGUCGGUUUUGAUGAUAGUUUUAGCGUUUGCGACCACGCAUUGGAAUCAACAUACGACAAGAGAAGCUGGCUUUGAUGCAAAUCAAAUCCACUAUCAUCACGAAGGCUUAUUUGAAAGAUGCUUUGAUGUGUAUGAAAAUGACACGUUUGUUGAUAGUAAGAGUAAUUGUAUGAACAUUGAUAUUGAAGGUCAGUAUAAAAAUCUUGUGUGUAUUCUAUUACUUCGUUUAUAUAAAAUAGAAUAAUAUAUUCUAUAAUAACACAUUCCAUAGAAUAGUUUUAUGUUUUUAAAGUUGUUCUAAUUUUUAUAUCAACAUUAAUACAUGGAAUUAUGUAACACUUUUAAACUGUUCUAAUUUUAAUAAACAUUUCAUAGAAUUUUAAAAAACGUUCCAUGGAAUUGUUCAAAUUGCUGUAUUAUUUAUACAAGAACCAAAGAACUUUUUUUCUGAAGUUUAUUGUAAUUUGUAUAUUUGUACAUCCAUUUUUCAGCUUGGAAUGUGAUUGUCAUGAUUCUUCUUGGAAUUUCGAUGUUGUUCUUCAUCUUGGCAUUUGUGUUUGCCACUGUUUAUUCAUUCUACACAAGACGCUCAAAGUAUCCUCUCGUCACUAACUGUAGUCUUGUAGGUUUAGCAGGUAUGCUAAUAAUUAUACUACACUUUGUAAUAUAGUGCCCCACUUGAUUAGUUUGCUCUGUGUAAUGCCAGAUUAUUUUACUCCUCAAGGGGAGAGUGCUGUUGCCGAAUGGGUCAACCAGCUUUGUUAACUCAUUAAGCUGUAUUGUGCCCUAGUGCACCCUACUUGAUUAUUUUUUCUGUCAAGGGGAGAGUGCUGCUGCCCUUUGGGUUAAAUUUUGACUUGUCCUAAACAGAAAACAACUAUAUACUUCUUGACAUUUUGAGCAAAGGUCCUUCAUCAGGAUAGUUAGAAGGAAGAUGUAAUCAGCUGCUUUGCUUAAAACAUCGAGAAGUAUGUUUCUUUUCUGUUUAGAUGCAGUUGGCUAUUGAGAAAUUUUCAAAAGUUAUAUAUUGAAUAUCACUGCCAAUGCUAGACCUGCACAGUUUGAGCUAUUCCUACAAUUCAAACCACUUCUCUUGAUUAUUUCAGCUCUUGGUGCAUUUAUUGCAAUGAUGAUCUACACAUUUAAACUUUGGGAGAAUGACGUCUUCUUCAGUUGGUCGUAUGGAGCAGGGUGGACUACUGUUGCUAUGGCGCUUAUUGGUAUUGUCCUCAUCAUGGCUGAUAGAUAAAUUGCAGACCACCACAAAAUCUUAUUAUGAAUGUUUUUUUUACCCCAACUCGGAUGUAUUUUUCAUUACAGAUAUUGUAUCUUUGUGUAUUGUACUAACAAUUACCAUUAGUGUUUUUGAAGUGCAGUUUUGUAAUAUACAUUUAACUCGCAAAGUUGUAAAGUAAAGUGUACUCACAUAAAUCUAGUUCAUGUUAUAGAAGAACUAUAAAUAGAAUUGUAGGUCCCUUAAUGCAUACACUAUUAAUUAACCUGCGAUUAUAAGCAAUACAGUACAUUGUGUCAUUCCACUGCAAUAGAAACUGUACAAUUUUUAUUGAUAGUGUUAUAAUCCAUUGUAACAUGUAAAGUAAUUUCCUUCUGAAAAUAGCUUUGAUCAUGGUUUGAUAUACCAUGUUGUAACAGUGUGUUCUAUUCAGUAUUUCAAUAUAUAAUUAAAGAAGACUAAAAACAUUUUUGUGUAAUUUCUUGUAU